AUGCACCUACGCAGCGUACGCAGCGGACGCGUAGUUGGACCUAUGCAACAGGACACUUCUACCAUGUCAGUAAACAAGUUGCCCAGUGAAAUACCAACCCAACCUCGACAUGCUACUCCGAAACCCACGGUGGCAGAGCAGCCGCACGGGCGUAAGGAGACACCCCAGCAGGUGGCACCUACAGCAAAUGUUAAAGGCAUGCCACAGGACGGUCCGUACGUCACGUGGGACAAAUUCCACUCUGCAAUGGCUGUGAAAAAGAAUGUUAUAGGCGGGCCUGGAGAAUCGAGCGUAACGUCGCUUAUACUCCCUGCAGACGGCAGUACUAUGCAGGCCUUUUUAAUGCGUAUUGAACGACGGUACACUCAGAUGGGAUUGGAGACCAGUGAGUGGGGGGAUGCACUUAUCGACCAUCCUGUGGGCGUUGUUGGAGACGAGCGUUCUAGGCCGCGUAGCCAUGGCAAAGGGAUAAUGUUUGCGGUAGCGACAGGACCUAAUGCCAUUCCAGUCUUCCUAGAGCGGGGGAACCGCCUCCUCAACACGGUAGAUGGAGACAAAAAGAGCGCUGAGGUCGUGCAGGGGACUCAGCCGCCUUCGGAAGCGCGGUUGGAGUCUGGGCCGACGCCGAUGCGGAAUGAAGAGGCGCCGUGCAAGAAGACAGAUAGCAGCGGGAAAUCUGCAGAAGCGACAGAAGAAGACUGCAGGCCAGAAGCGAUAGAGACUAUGCCGCACUAG
Molecule: messenger RNA, 735 nt
Organism: Eimeria necatrix
Lineage: Eukaryota; Apicomplexa; Conoidasida; Eucoccidiorida; Eimeriidae
Exons: 2
Coding region: 1-735 (244 amino acids)
Source: RefSeq, a predicted model, not a curated record